Armigeres subalbatus is the source of this 1103-nucleotide messenger RNA. Its product is annotated as gamma-glutamylcyclotransferase-like. Gene Ontology annotation, molecular function: gamma-glutamylcyclotransferase activity. NCBI's taxonomy places the organism in Eukaryota, Metazoa, Arthropoda, Insecta, Diptera, Culicidae. The record is from RefSeq and is a predicted model, not a curated record. The coding region runs from base 394 to 987 and encodes 197 amino acids. The transcript has 4 exons.
UCAUUUACGUGAAUAAUUUUGUAUUUCUAUUUCUAAAGAGUAAUUGGAUGCGUGUUCUGUUUUCUAAAUGAAUAGAACGAGGAAGACACCAACUUUGCUAUGUGGAUUAAUCGGGAUUUGUUUUAUUGAUAACAAACGAGCAAUGACCGAUGUUUGUUUCAAAAAUCAUAUCAUUUGCGUACAUACGAGGACAUCAAAAAUAUAAACUCCGGAAUUUUUGUUACCGUAGGCUUAUUCAACGAUAAUCAGAAAUUGACCUACAAGUGAGAGCUGAAUCACUCCCCCUAUGUUCUGCAGAUAACUAGUAGGACCUGGUUUAAAUUGGCUGUGAUAAGACCUCCGCGGUGAAUGUUUUCUGCUACAAAUUGGUGGUGAUUGUUUGCGGUUGCUGAAAUGGUACGCAUAGGCAUAGCUGCUGCGAAAAUGGUGCUUACCGAAGCAACUUCUGGCACAUUCAAUUAUUUUGCUUUCGGAAGCAAUCUUUUCUCGAAGCGUAUUCGCAUGGAAAGUCCCAGUGCCGUUAGGAAAGGAAUAGGCUAUCUCGAGGAUUACCGAUUAGACUUUUUUCACUACGCUGCACGAUGGCGAGGUGCACCAGCGACAAUUGUGGAGGACAAAGGUCACCGAGUAUGGGGAGCAAUUUGGGAAAUCAAUGUGGAAAAUCUUCCCGAUCUGGACAGACAGGAAGGGGUACAUAAUCAGGUUUAUAAGCCACUUGUGUUGCCUAUUUGCACCCCAUCGGGAGAUGUGCUUGACUGUCGCAUAUAUCAGCUAGUAAACAACCCCGUGAAACAUGAAGGUACGGAAGAUGAUCGACCAUUCGAGCGACAGCCGUCGAAAACAUACAUGAAUAUCAUCAUACGAGGAGCUAAAGAAUCCGAAUUACCGGCGGAUUAUGUCGAAAUGUUGGAAUCUAUCAAGCACAACGGAAACUCUGGCGACCCACACUUUGAAAUAGACCUGGCUGUACAGGAUAAAUUACCCUAGAUGUGAUAAUCGAAAUUAAGUUUUGUAAGGAGUACCUACGGCAAUUGAUUUAAAAUCAAUUAACUACGCAUAGCGGCGAUAGAUUCAUAAAUAAAUCUCAUUCAUAAAGUUUGUAA